CCAAACAAUAUUUGUUUUCGUUGUAUAUUAUAUUAAUUACGAACAAAUAUAAAAUAUGGUUGUAACAAAAGAUGUUAAUCUUCCCGAAUUUACAGCUUUAAAUGUUCAAGAAGUCGAUUUAUCAACAGCGACGCUUAUGUCUGCGGGACCCUACCUCGGCAAGGACUGUGAAGGAAUCAACAACGAAUUUAUGUUGUGCCGGUAUGAAUCCCAAGACCCCAGGGCUUGUUUGGACCUUGGCAAAAAAGUGACCGCUUGCACUAUGCAAUUUUUCAAAAAAGUCAAAAGUAAAUGUCAACAUGAGUUCAAUCAAUAUGCUUAUUGUAUCGAUAAAAGCUCCGGAGACUAUUCGUUCGCUAAUUGUCGAAAGACACAAGCGGUGUUUGACAGGUGCAUGCAGGAAAAGUUGGGUAUGCAGAGACCUGACUUUGGAUACUUCUGUCGUGCCCGUGUGCACGAUAGUAAAAGCAUACCGCCAGCACCGCGUGAAUCCUGUCCGUGCCAUUCGCAGGUACCUGACCCUACUCCGUCGUUGCCAGAUUGUAAACCUCGCCCAGCAGCUCGCUUUUCCAGCCGAUUGGAUUGGAUUACGGAGUAGACUUUUAUUUAAAUUCAUACAAUUUUGAAUACACGUUUUCCGUUGGAAUAUUCCAUAAUUGUAAAGCUUGAUAGUAUUAUUUUUUGCGAAAAAUUAAAAGCCAUUUUCCACGGAGUGUUAGAUUUUAAUACUGA
This is a messenger RNA of Pieris brassicae (large cabbage white), 732 nucleotides long. RefSeq names its product NADH dehydrogenase [ubiquinone] 1 alpha subcomplex subunit 8-like. The record is from RefSeq and is a predicted model, not a curated record. NCBI's taxonomy places the organism in Eukaryota, Metazoa, Arthropoda, Insecta, Lepidoptera, Pieridae. The transcript has a single exon. The coding region runs from base 56 to 598 and encodes 180 amino acids. Gene Ontology annotation, biological process: mitochondrial electron transport, NADH to ubiquinone.